Messenger RNA from Culex quinquefasciatus (southern house mosquito), 4290 nucleotides. RefSeq lists its product as uncharacterized. The transcript has 2 exons. The coding region runs from base 1 to 4290 and encodes 1429 amino acids. Lineage: Eukaryota; Metazoa; Arthropoda; Insecta; Diptera; Culicidae. The record is from RefSeq and is a predicted model, not a curated record. Gene Ontology annotation, molecular function: nucleic acid binding. Gene Ontology annotation, biological process: DNA integration.
AUGCCCCCGAAGGUGACGCCGAAGAAGGACGGGCCACAGCAGCAGCCGGAUCUCACGGCGAUUCUGGCGCAGCUCACCGCCUACUUGGAGAACCAGUCCAAAACACAGGAGGCUCUCCUUGAGCAGCUCUCCAAGCCGAAGGACAACGAGUUCCUGAUGGAAGCACUUUCCAACACCAUCCCGGAAUUUGUUUACGAUCCCCAAGGCGGACUGGUCUUCGACAAGUGGUACUCCCGGCACGAGGAGGCUUUCAACAAGGGCGGGGAGAAGCUGGAGGAAGCGGACAAAGUGCGGCUGCUCGUGCGAAAGCUGUCCUCGGUGGAUCACGACCGCUACGUGAACUACAUCCUACCGGAGAACCCACCGGACAGAUCGUUCCAGGACACGGUGGACACGCUUAAGGAGAUGUUCGGGCACCAAACGUCCGUGUUCUUCCGGCGCUACCAGUGUCUACAGACGACCAAGCGGAAUGCGGAGGAUUUCGUCACGUACGCCAGUACCGUCAACCGAGCGUGCGAGGAUUUCAACAUCCGGACGAUUACCUCCGACCAGUUCAAGUGCCUGGUGUUUGUCGCUGGUCUGCAGUCGGAGCGGUACAAGGACAUCCGGACCCGGUUGCUGGCGAAAAUGGAAGGCGAGACGGCGGAGCACCCGAUGACUCUCAAGAAGCUGUUAUUGGAGUGCCAGCAUUUGGACAACCUCAAACACGACACUGCUGUUAUUGAGGGUCCGAAGCCGGCCGUCAAAGCGGUCCAGCAGGAUCGCAGCGGCUUUCGCGAGUCGGGCAAACCGGAACGGAAGUUCGACAACAGGAAUCCGGCCAAGGCAACCCCACGACGUCCGUGCUGGCAGUGCGGGCAGAUGCACUUUGUUGCAGACUGCUCGUACACGAAACACACCUGCAAGACGUGCGGCAAAGUGGGACACAAGGAAGGAUACUGUGCUUGCUGCUCCAAACCCUCCGGUUCCGGAGAAGGUGCAUCACACACAGCACCCGGAGGCGGCAAGAAGAAGCACAAAAAGAAGCGGGCCGACGGCGGGGGACACUCAAACGGAGUGUACGCUGUCAACAAGGAAGCUCGACUGCGGAUCGGACUACACCAUCAUCUCGACGGAUUCACUUCCCUGCUCGGCAACCCAGAAACCAUUCCGACGGAACUGCGGGUGGCCACAGCCUCAGGCAAACCCCUUCCGCUGGAAUUGGAGUUCGAGUGUGACGUCACGUUCCGCGGGACCACCAAGCGUUCCGUGUGCUACGUCACUCCUGUGCGCGGUUUCAAGGUUCUUGGGAGCGACCUGAUGGAAGCUUUCGGGCUGUACGACAUUCCGAUCAACGACUUCUGCAAGCAACUCACAACUGCGGAGGACUCGUUGGCGUGUGGUGCCGCGCUGAAGGUGAAAUUUCCGGCGGUGUUCCAGGAAGGACUCGGACGGUGCACGAAAACGAAGAUCCAGCUGUUCCUGAUCGACGGGGCGAAGCCGGUCUUCAAGCCUAAGCGGCCAGUGCCGUUCCACUCGCAGCGGCUGGUCGAGAAGGAGCUCAACCGAUUGCAGGACAUGGGAGUGCUGGAGCCGGUCGACUACUCGGACUGGGCGGCACCCAUCGUGGCAGUUCGGAAGGCGCAGCGCGACGCAGACGGAGAUCCGGUGGUCCGCAUUUGCGCGGAUUACUCGACCGGGUUGAACGCUGUGCUGGAGGCGAACAAGUACCCUCUCCCUACCCCCGACGACAUCUUCGCAAAGCUGGCUGGCAGCAAGUUCUUCAGCGUGAUUGACCUGUCGGACGCUUAUCUGCAGAUGGAGGUAGAGGAGGAGUCGCAGAAGCUGUUGACUAUGAACACACACAAGGGGCUGUUCAAGGUCAAGCGUCUGCCGCCGGGAGUGAAACCCGCUCCUGGAGCCUUCCAGAAGGUCGUUGACAACAUGCUCGCCGGCCAGGAAGGAGCGGCGUCGUUCCUCGACGACGUGCUGGUGUUUGGCCGAACGCGCGCGGAGCACGACCGGAACUUGGAGCAAACGCUGCAGCGGAUCCAAGAUUUCGGUUUCCGGCUCAAGAUCGAGAAGUGCAAGUUCUACAUGACGGAGGUGAAGUACCUGGGCCACAUCAUCAACCAAAACGGAAUCCGCACCGACCCGGGGAAAGUGUCUGCCAUCUCGCAGAUGCCACCGCCGAAGAACCUCACCGAGCUGCGUUCGUUCUUGGGCGCGGUCAACUACUACGCGAAGUUCAUCAAGGAGAUGCACCAGCUGCGUAGGCCACUCGAUCUGCUGCUGAAGAAGGACGCAAAGUGGGCCUGGUCGGACGACUGCCAACGAUCGUUCGAGCGCUUCAAGGAGCUGCUCAAGUCUGACCUGAUGCUGACCCACUACAACCCGACGCUGGACAUUAUCGUGGCCGCUGACGCUUCGCAAACCGGAAUCGGCGCCACAAUCCGACAUCGUUUCCCUGACGGUUCGGAGAAGAUAAUCCAGCACGCCUCAAGAUCGUUGACACCGGCGGAGCAAGCGUACGGGCAGAUCGACAAGGAAGCUCUGGCGCUCGUCUACGCUGUCACGAAGUUUCACCGGAUGCUGCUGGGACGACGGUUCGUUCUGGAGACAGACCACCAGCCUCUGCUCCGCAUCUUCGGGUCGCACAAGGGAAUCCCGACACACACGUCCAACCGACUGCAACGACUGGGACUCGUUCUGCUGUGCUACAACUUUGGCAUCGACUACGUCUCCACGGCGAACUUCGGGUACGCGGAUGUACUCUCCAGACUCAUCGAUUCGGCGGCCAAGCCGGAGGAGGAGUACGUUAUCGCCGCUCUGUAUCUGGAGGACGACAUGUCGGCGGUCUUGGAAGACUCCGUUGGCAACACACCUGUCACUUCCAAGAUGAUCGCCGCUGCUACCGCCCGGGACAAGGUGCUCAAGAAAGUGGUCCAGUACUUGGAAGGUGAGUGGCCGGCCAGCGCAAGCGAAAUCGACAACCUGGACGUGAAGGCGUUCUACCACCGGAAGGAGAGCCUAGCGCUGACUCAGGGCUGCAUUCUUUUCGGCCAACGAGUGGUGGUGCCGGAGACCUACCGAAAGCGGAUCCUGCAACGCCUGCACCACGGUCACCCGGGCAUGGUCCGGAUGAAGAGUCUGGCUCGAAGUUUCGUCUACUGGCCGCACAUCGACAAGCAGGUGGAGGACACGGUGAAGCAGUGCGCGGACUGUGCUGCAGCUGCCAAAUCUCCCCCACACUCUCCACCAGAAGCCUGGCCAACACCAGCGGGACCAUGGCAACGCAUUCACAUUGAUUACGCGGGCCCGAUCGAUGGUCUCUACUUUCUCAUCAUCGUGGACGCUUUCUCGCGAUGGCCUGAGAUCUACCCGACGACGACCACGACCGCUAGGGCCACGAUCCAGUUUCUUCGAAGCACGUUCGCACGCCUUGGCCUGCCGAUGGUGCUCGUGUCGGACAACGCUGCUCAGUUCACUUGCGACGAGUUUGAGUCCUACUGCAAGGCGAACGGAAUCACCCACAUCCUCACCGCGCCCUACCAUCCGCAAUCGAACGGGCAAGCGGAACGCUUUGUGGACACCGUCAAGCGAGGAAUGAAGAAAAUCAACAAGGGAGAGCCACUGCAGGAGACACUCGACGUGUUUCUGGCAACGUACAGGUCGACGCCGAGCGGAACAACCGAGCAGAAGUCACCAAGUGAACUGCUGUUUGGACGUCAAAUGCGCACCACACUCGACCUACUGCGACCACCACCAACACCGGUUGCUGAGAUGAAGACAACUGCUGAGAACGACCAGAGACGAGAAUUUGCACCUGGCGACAUGGUGUAUGCGAAGGUGCACAAGCGGAACGACUGGUACUGGGAGGCAGGAAAGGUCAUCGAAAGGCUCGGCUCGGUGAACUACAACGUGUGGUUGGACGGCCAACGUUCGGGGCUGAUCCGGUCGCAUAUCAACCAGCUUCGUCCACGGCACGAGUCAGCGGAUUCGCCAGCGCGGGGUCGCGCUGUUAACCUUCCGCUGGACAUUCUCCUGGGCGAGUUUGGGUUCGCUCAACCAACAACCGAGGACGUCACGCAAGCAGCUGUGGUGGAACCGGAAGACGCGAACCAACCAGAAAUCACCGAGCAACCUGGCAACAACGAUGGACCGGAACCAGCUGUGAUCCAACGGCCGAUCCGGCGGGCUUCGACGGGAAGUAUUCCGCCGAGUUGCGUUCCCGUGCCGACGACGACGAUCACCAGGAGUGGACGCGAGGUUCGGCUGCCGCCGAGGUUCGAUCACUACGUGAUGUCUUAA